Fusarium verticillioides 7600 is the source of this 921-nucleotide messenger RNA. Its product is annotated as polyubiquitin. Bases 4 to 921 code for a protein of 305 amino acids. Gene Ontology annotation, molecular function: ubiquitin protein ligase binding; protein tag activity. The transcript has 2 exons. The record is from RefSeq and is a predicted model, not a curated record. Gene Ontology annotation, biological process: protein ubiquitination; modification-dependent protein catabolic process. Gene Ontology annotation, cellular component: nucleus; cytoplasm. NCBI's taxonomy places the organism in Eukaryota, Fungi, Ascomycota, Sordariomycetes, Hypocreales, Nectriaceae.
AUCAUGCAGAUCUUCGUCAAGACCCUGACCGGCAAGACCAUCACCCUCGAGGUUGAGUCUUCUGACACUAUCGACAACGUCAAAUCCAAGAUUCAGGACAAGGAGGGUAUCCCCCCCGACCAGCAACGCUUGAUUUUCGCCGGCAAGCAGCUUGAGGACGGCCGCACUCUCUCUGAUUACAACAUUCAGAAGGAGUCCACCCUUCAUCUUGUCCUCCGCCUCCGUGGUGGUAUGCAAAUUUUCGUCAAGACCCUCACUGGCAAGACCAUCACCCUUGAGGUCGAGUCUUCCGAUACCAUCGACAACGUCAAGUCGAAGAUUCAGGACAAGGAGGGCAUUCCUCCUGAUCAGCAGCGCCUGAUCUUUGCUGGAAAGCAACUCGAAGACGGCCGAACCCUUGCCGACUACAACAUUCAGAAGGAAUCUACUCUUCAUCUCGUCCUCCGCCUCCGUGGUGGUAUGCAAAUCUUUGUCAAGACCCUUACUGGAAAGACCAUUACUUUGGAAGUCGAGUCAUCCGAUACCAUUGAUAAUGUGAAGAGCAAGAUCCAAGACAAGGAGGGUAUUCCUCCUGACCAGCAGCGCCUGAUCUUUGCUGGAAAGCAACUCGAAGACGGCCGAACUCUUUCCGACUACAACAUCCAGAAGGAAUCUACUCUCCACUUGGUUCUCCGUCUUCGUGGUGGUAUGCAGAUUUUCGUGAAGACUCUCACUGGCAAGACCAUCACUCUUGAGGUCGAAUCCAGCGACACUAUCGACAACGUGAAGAGCAAGAUUCAGGAUAAGGAGGGUAUCCCCCCUGAUCAGCAGCGUCUUAUCUUCGCUGGUAAGCAGCUGGAAGAUGGUCGCACCUUGAGCGACUACAACAUCCAGAAGGAGUCAACUCUCCACCUCGUUCUCCGACUUCGCGGUGGCCAGUAG